Molecule: messenger RNA, 1216 nt
Organism: Exophiala xenobiotica
Lineage: Eukaryota; Fungi; Ascomycota; Eurotiomycetes; Chaetothyriales; Herpotrichiellaceae
Exons: 1
Coding region: 57-1037 (326 amino acids)
Cellular component (GO): endomembrane system
Molecular function (GO): acyltransferase activity
Source: RefSeq, a predicted model, not a curated record
CGUUGAAUCAUUCUUCCAUCCGAUAUCCUCGAUACCCUCAUGCCAGUCCGUCUCCGAUGACCACUCCUGCUCUCCUUCAGCCCUUUCUCUGGCGGACUGCCCUUACCAACCUACGCGGACUGGGCAUACUCACCCCUUGGCUGUUGCAGCUCUUGGCCACCGAUCUUUUGCUGUCGCUUCUCCUGCCCUGGUCAUUGCUGGCGCCCACUUCAGCAUACAACAUCUCUUCGUGGCUUGCCGGACUCGUCUGGCGUGGCAUACAAUUCAUUUUCACCUCGGUCAAUGGUGCCCGCAUUACCGUGUCCGGAGACCAAUUGCCCCAGCACGAAUCUGCCGUCGUCGUUUGCAAUCAUGUUUCAUGGAUCGACUUCUAUCUCAUUCAGCACCUGGCUGUGAGGUCUUUCAUGCUGGGUCGAUGUCGCUAUUUUGCAAAGCAGCAGCUCCGAUGGGUGCCUUUCCUCGGUUGGGGUCUGUGGGUGAUGGGUAUGCCGCUGAUCUCGAGGCGUUGGGACAAGGACCAAAGGGAGCUCGAUCGCGUCUUUCGGGGCCCCAAGGUCUAUCGAUGGCCCAUGUGGCUAAUUAGCUACAGCGAAGCCACUCGGUAUACUGCUCAGAAAUACUUGGAGACUGUACAGUGGUGCAAGGCGCACGGCAAGCCCAUUCCACGGUACACCCUCUAUCCACGAACCAAAGGGUUUGUGGCGACCAUCAAGGCUCUGGGUUCUGACAGCAGCGUCAAGGCGGUGUACGACCUGACUGUUGCGUACGCUCACAAUGGUCGAUUCCUGGAAGCACCAGACAUGUGGCAGACUAUUUCCCAGCCCAAUUUGAGUGAAGAAUGGCGGUUCCAUGUGCACGCCCAGCGGUUUGACAUUGAGGAACUGGCUGGUCGCAGCGACGAGGAAUUGGCAUCGUGGCUUGAAGAGCGAUGGAUGGCCAAAUCAGCUCUUUUGCAAGAAUUAAAGAAAAAGCUGGAAGACGGACAAGACUGGUCUCAGAGGAGCAAAAGCUCUAAUGUAGAGGUGCUGAGCACAUAGAUGGUCCCAGCUCAGCCCGAGGCGCUGGAAGUAAAUAUGGUCUGUCCAACAUGGCGUAGAUACUUGCAGGACUUUCAACAGAAGAGUAUGUUUAUUGUUGACAGGCAUACCUUGGAGCAUUGCCUGUCGCUGCAUAUCAAGGGUUCAAGUUGUUGACCUUGCACGAAGUGGAAUCUCGG